GUGGGCCGGCGGGCGCAGGCCCUGGGUGUGGAGGCGGGCGAGGUGGGGGCGCGUCGGCUGCGUCUGGUGGCGAAGGGUCGUCCGGCGAGCGUGGAGGUGAGCGGGGCGAGCGGGGCGCUGGUGGUGAGCUCGCGGCUGGACCGGGAGGAGCUGUGCGGCAAGAGCGCGCCGUGCACGCUGCGCCUGGAGGUGCUGGUGGAGCGGCCGCUGCGCGUCUUUCACGUGGAGCUGGAGGUCACCGACAUCAACGACAACGCUCCGCGUUUUCCCGUUCCACGAAAAAACAUCAGUGUAGCAGAAUCAAGUCUGCCGGGUUCGCGUUUCCCUCUGGAGGGCGCGUCGGACGCGGAUAUCGGAGCGAACGCGCAGCUCUCCUACAAACUCAGCCCCAGCGAGCAUUUCGCUCUGGAACUGAAAUCCAAAGACGGAAAAAAAACAUCUGUAGCGCUUGUAUUAAUGAAGUCGCUGGACCGGGAGGCGAUUGCUGAGCACCGUUUGCUGCUGACGGCGAGUGACGGGGGCAGACCGUCGCUAUCGGGCACAAUGGAGCUGGUGAUCUCGGUACUUGAUGCGAACGACAACGCGCCCGAAUUCAACCAGACGGUCUACAAAGUACAGUUACCUGAAAAUACGCCCCCGGGAAAGGUGAUUCUCCAGCUAACAGCGACAGACAAGGACGAGGGCGUUAAUCAGCAAGUGUCGUACGCCUUUAGCGACACCACUGCUGCGAGGGUGAAGGAUUUGUUCAGAAUAGACCCCAAAUCAGGGGAAGUAAGUACUGUAGAGACGCUGGAUUUUGAGGACAUAGAAUUCUAUGACCUGGAGAUUGAAGCAAAAGACUGGGGGGCCCUACCAUUAUUGGGACAUUGCAGCGUGGAGGUGGAGGUGUUGGAUGUGAACGACAACGCGCCAGAGGUGUGGGUGACGUCGCUCUCGGUGCCGGUGUCCGAGGACGCGCCGCUGGGGACGGUGGUGGCGCUGCUGAGCGUGUCGGACCGUGACUCGGGGUCGAACGGGCGCGUGCGGUCGGGUUCGUCGGGAUCGGUGCUGCGAGGCCCGAUAUCGGGCAUCGAUGGCGGCGCGUCCCCGUCGGCGACGACGAACGUGUGGCUGGUGGUGGCCAUCUGCGCGGUGUCGAGCGUGUUUCUGCUGGCCGUGGUGCUGUACGCGGCGUCGCGGUGGUCGCCGCGGGCGUCCGUGCUGUCGGGGCCCGGUCCGACGACGCUGGUGUGCGCCAGCGAAGUGGGGAGCUGGUCGUACUCGCAGCGCCAGAGCCGGAGCGUGUGCGUGGCGGAGGGCGCGGGCAAGAGCGACCUCAUGGUUUUCAGCCCCAACUUCCCGCCGCCCGCGGGCUCCACGCCCAAAGAGACGCCGCAGGAUCCCACCGCUCUCCUGGACACGGUCAGUGGCACUUUCUUUUCUCCGCCUCCGCCCUUCCCUUCCCUGUUCUUUCCCUCCUCUGAGACUCCUUGCUCGCUUUUGCCUCUGUCUUUCGUGGCGUCUCCUUGA
Molecule: messenger RNA, 1509 nt
Organism: Tinamus guttatus (white-throated tinamou)
Lineage: Eukaryota; Metazoa; Chordata; Aves; Tinamiformes; Tinamidae
Source: RefSeq, a predicted model, not a curated record